Messenger RNA from Phodopus roborovskii (desert hamster), 920 nucleotides. It is a transcript of the gene Tmem80, whose product is annotated as transmembrane protein 80. Lineage: Eukaryota; Metazoa; Chordata; Mammalia; Rodentia; Cricetidae. The transcript is spliced from 5 exons. Gene Ontology annotation, cellular component: ciliary transition zone. Gene Ontology annotation, biological process: non-motile cilium assembly. The coding region runs from base 277 to 705 and encodes 142 amino acids. The record is from RefSeq and is a predicted model, not a curated record.
UACCCUGUCGCCACGGGAUUUUUCUAACCCCCUCUGUCGGCGGCGGAAGCCGAGCCCACACGAGGAGUACCCGAACUCCGCCGAAUGUCUCCGAGCAGAGUUCUCCGGAGCCUCAGUGCCCGCCUCCUCCUGUCCGAAAGCUCCCGAGUGUUGCCGGACGGGAGAAUCGGGCCUCGGCCGCGGUCGGACGCCCGUAGCACCGCGCGGCGGGAGGAGUGAAGAUGGCGGGAGGGUGCGGCCAAGAGGCUGCUGGGAUUGUUGCGGACCAGCGGCAAAAUGGCGGCCGUUCGGCCAGGGAGAGGCUCCUUCAAGAUCUCGUCAGUCCCUCUUCAGAUGCUGUUUCACCUCAGUGGGCUGUAUUAUGCUCUGUACUUCCUAGCUACAUUCCUGAUGAUUGCAUAUAAAAGUCAGGUUUUCAGCUAUCCUUAUAACUGUCUGGUCCUGGAUCUGGUUCUCUUGCUUCUGAUGGGGAUUCUCGAAGUAGCUCGGCUAUACUUAGGCACAAAAGGCAACCUGACGGAGGCUGAAGGGCCACUGGCUGCUAGCCUGGCAUUCACGGCAGUCAGUGGCCUCCUUUCUGUUCACUUCCUGCUCUGGCAGACCCUGGUACUGUGGAUGGACUCAGUCCUCAGCACCAUUCUCCUGGUGUUGCACGGGCUGGAGGCUGGCUUGCAGGUGGUGGUCAUUGCUGACUUCAUCAGGUAGACAGACCAGGAUAAGCCUACACAGCAGUGCUCCUCAGCCUCCAGCCAACUCCUUUGCUCCCAGACACAAAGGGUACCUUUUUUAUGGAUUGUCUAUAGAUGGAUUUAGAUGGCUCAUAAAUCUUUUUUAGUGAGGUGGGUACAGAAACCAGGGAGGGAAAACUGUUAGGAACCUAGAUGUUGAAGAUAGCCGUCAUGGAGAGAUGUCCACUCAUG